AUGCCAGAAUUUGGUCGAUGUGAUGAUCCAUCAUGUAAUGAAAAAGCUGUUCGUUUAUUCGAUUGUGCUCAUCAUUGUAUGAAAAUGAUUUGUCUUCAACAUUUGAUUGAACAUGAUCGUUUAGUUGAAAAUAAUAAACGACAAUUAGAAAUUGUUCAAUUAGAACUUAAACGUCUUUAUUCAAUUUAUUCAUCAUUAAUUGAUGAAGAUAAAAUUCGCCAUGAAUAUGAACAAAACUUAGAUGAUUAUAAAAAAUUAGUAAAUGAAAUUAAUACGUUAUUAGAAAAUAAUUCAAAUGAUAUUGAACAAUUUCGAUUAAUAAUUGAAAAAUUAAAGCAAACAAUUAACGAAAAACAAAGACAAUCAGGUGGUGAUUCUUUAACUAUUGUUAAAGUUGAACCGAUUGAAGAAAUUUCAUCAUCGACAACGAAUGUAGAAAAAGAUGAAUCUUUAUUUAUUGGCUUCGAUCGAUUACAAAAUUUAAUCAUAGAUACUGAUUAUCACCGACGAAAAACUAUGGAAAGUACUAAUGCAAGGAACCAAUCAGAAAAUACAACAAUUAUUGCCACUGAUGAUGAUAAUUAUAGCAUCAAUACAAAUAUUCAUAUUCAUCGACUUGCUGGUCAAUGUCCACUAUGGGUGAAUGGUGCCUAUGGUCUCAAUCAAGAACAUCAUUUUCAUCGUUUAUGUCGGAAAAAAUGUUUUGCAGAUUUAAGUAGUCAUAUGCGUCAAUAUCAUGGUUUAUUAACACCAAUUGCUAAUGUUAUUGCAAGAGCUGUUUAUUCGAAAAUACCAGUUACAAAACGUUUAAUUCCGAAUGAUCUACAGGUUAUUGAUCCACGACGAAGUUUUUUUUGUCCACUACGUGUUGAAUGCCAAAAUCGAUGUUGGUUAUCACCAUCAUCUCUUAGAACUCAUCUUAUUGAUGUACAUCGUAUGAAUCAAUCGAUGGCAGAAGUAAAAGUUAAAAAAAUCAAAAUAUUAAAUAGAAAUAAACCAAUGUCAAAAAUAAAAAAUAAAAUCUUGCAAAUUAUUAAAAAAAUCGAAUCAACAAGUAAAGAUCAAAAGCAAACAUAUACAUCUCCAACGAUUAGAAAAAUUAACGAUGAUCAAUGA
Molecule: messenger RNA, 1116 nt
Organism: Rotaria sordida
Lineage: Eukaryota; Metazoa; Rotifera; Eurotatoria; Philodinida; Philodinidae
Source: the annotation of a GenBank genome assembly